AUGGGCCAUGUCAAACCCCUUACUAUUUCUUGCAUGCUAAUCAUCUUUGAUGCUUAUUUGUUUGACUGGUCCUGGGGCACAUCUGCUAUGUUCGAGGGCCAUGGACAUUGGGUUAAUUCCCUGGCAUUGAGUAUAGAAUAUGUUCUUCGGACUGGUGCCUUUGAUCAUACUGGUAAACAAUAUUCAUCUCCUGACGAGAUGAAAGAGAUUGCUUUGGAGCUGUAUAAAAAGAUGAAUGGCAAUGCCCCUGAAAGAUUGGUUUUAGGGUCUGAUGACUUCACCAUGUUUCUUUGGGAACCUGUUGUUCCUCAGGUUAUGUGGCUGUGGUUCACUCUAGACCAGCCUAUGGGGACCCAUGCUAUGAAGAAACUUGUGAACCAUGUUUAUUUUUCACCCAAUGGGCAAUGGAUAGCAAGUGCCUCAUUUGACAAGUCAGUCAAGUUAUGGAAUGGUAUCACUGGAAAAUUUGUUGCUGCAUUUCGAGGUCAUGUGGGACCUAUCUACCAGAUAAGCUGGUCUGCUGAUAGUAGGCGAUUUUUAUGUGGGAGCAAAGACUCUACUUUGAAGGUUUGGGAUAUCAGGAUGCAGAAGUUGAAACAAGACAUGCCCGACCAUGCAAAUGAGAGUCUAGAUGGUGAGAAGGUAGCAUCUGGUGGUAAGGAUAGGGUUUUGAAGUUAUGGAUGGAAUAG
This is a messenger RNA of Ilex paraguariensis (yerba mate), 690 nucleotides long. The record is from the annotation of a GenBank genome assembly. NCBI's taxonomy places the organism in Eukaryota, Viridiplantae, Streptophyta, Magnoliopsida, Aquifoliales, Aquifoliaceae.